ACAUCAUGUGAUGCAAAAUAAGACUUGCGCAUGCGCGGUUCACCUCGCUGUGGACAACAUGCAGCGCACGCCACCAACCAAGGCAAUCUGAACAGUAUUGUUUAUUUUAUUAUCACCCAGAAUAGAAGUUUUAUAUUUUAUUAUAUAUUGUUAUAAUAUUUAGCCUUUGGAGUUGCGUUCGUCAACGUGUCGAUUCACUCCAAAGCCGUGAAGUUCUUGAGUUAUGCUGGUGUCAGAUGGUAGCAAGUUAGCUAAUAGUAGAGCACGUAAACAGAUUCGCGUUACUUUAGAUCUUUAGACAGUAGCUAACGAGCUUUCACUGACUGUAACAUGGGUCGAAAAAAACAGGGAAAGUUCGUACGUUCAGACAACAAGGGCAAAGACAAAAGGCAUAAAAUAAAGGGGAAAUCAUUAGAGGCCUUUACAGAAGAAAUGCACACUGCUUUUGAAGGUAAUAAUACAGUCUUUUUGUAACACAACAAAUAUGCAUCGAUUGGGUAAACUCCUCUGCUCUUUAUUUUGAUCACCACGCUAAAAUGUUGAGUGUUUACAUUACCGCCAUCAUGACUAAAUGCUGUCAUAUUGUCAAAAAAACACCUUGUCUUUUGUCACUGUGUUUUCCAGCAAGUCUUCAUCUGGAUGAGGGGGCAGAAGCCCCUCAGAUGAAGCUGCCCUGUCCACUUGCCAUGUGGGACCUGGGUCACUGUGAUCCCAAACGUUGUACUGGUAGAAAGCUGGUACGCAAGGGUUUUGUCCGCAACCUGCGCCUCAAUCAGAGAUUUAAUGGACUUAUCUUGAGUCCAAUGGGCACAAAGUAUGUGACGCCAGCUGACAGGUGUGACAAGUUUUAUUUUCCAGGGGACACUCUGAAAACUUUGCUAUCCCCCCAAAAUUCAUCAAAUGUAAUAUUAUUACAAUAUAUUAAGUGUGGAAUAAGUGUUUAGAUUGAAAAAGCAUCUUUUUUUUUUUUUUCUACGACUCAGAGAGAUCGUGGCUCAAAGUGGGUUGGCAGUGAUUGAUUGUUCCUGGGCCAAACUGGAGGAGACUCCCUUUAAUAAGAUGGUUGGUGCUCACCCCAGGUUACUGCCGUACCUUGUCGCAGCAAACCCAGUCAACUAUGGCAAGCCUUGCAAGUUGUCCUGUGUUGAGGCUUUUGCUGCCACAUUCUGCAUUGUUGGUAAGGUAAUGCAUUGUGCUCUUAACUGCCCAAGGAAUAGCAGAGGACCACCAACAUUCUGAUUUCGAUUUUGCAGGAUUUGAAGAACUUGCACUUCUCCUGUUGAAGAAAUUUAAGUGGGGGACAGUGUUCCUGGAUCUCAAUAAAGUUCUGCUAGAGCAAUAUGCUGCUUGCCAGACUGAAGACGAGCUGCUGUCUGUGGAAAAGGAGUUUCUGACAUCUAAACCAGAGGAGGAGGACUUUGGUAAAAGGGGCAGGAAUGAACUGGGGUCCCAUUACGACUUGAAAAUACAACCAAAUAAGUGAUUCAAAAUAUAAUUAUUUCAUUCUGUUCCACAACUGCUCUAACAUAGAAUGUUUUUGUAUGGUUUAUUUCACUGUUAAACUAUUCUUCAGUGAUACUGUUCUUAUGCUCCAUUUCCUUUGUUAGUUUGUGUUAAAUGUACGACCUAUUUUCCCCGGUAGCCUUCUCCUUAAUUUCAAACCCUGGUUUCCCUGGUCAUUGAUCGCGAGUAUUAUGAUACUAUGUGAUUGCUGUGUAAAACAGAGAUGUGAGCUGUGAUUCAGGUUUCUGGAACCAGAUUAAUUGUUUCCAGUAUCUCUGGUAAAUUGCCUCAAAUGCAAAGAAGGAUUUUUGUUGCUGUUUUAAAAUCUCUAUCAUCGGGCCAAUUUUCAUCUGUACAGCUAAACAUCUUCUCUUUAACAGAUCCAUUUGAUACAAGUACAGGAAUAGAGUGUAGAAAUCUCAACAGACCUCAGUGGUAAGUAUUGAAUGCUGUCAAGGAAGGCAUUGAAUCCAUAUCUGAAGAAUUUUCAGGGGCUGCAUUGUUUUUGUAUGCUUUGUGUAGAUGCAUACUGAAUUAUGAAUAAUGACAAUAGGCACAUUUGUUAGUUGUGUCUCAUUCAGUGUUAUUUCACAUAUUAUUUGGCAUACUAUUAGCUUUUAACUAUAUUUUAAAAAAGUUAAAUGCAAACACUCUUAUAAAUCAAAGUAUGCAUUUAUUUUCUGGGAUAAAUAAAUUUAAUACACUUUCUCUUUUUCUGUACAGUGACCUUGAAGAUGAUGAUUCUACCGAAGAGGACUCGGACACCUCAGAGGACAAUGAUGAAGACGAAGCAGAGAAUGAAAAAUCAAAUAGCAGCACAAUGUUAAGAAUAGCUUCACAUAAUGAUGGAGGACAGGCUGAACCAGAGACAUCACAAUAAAGAAUAUUUACUCUGAAGAUUAUUUUUUGAGAGAGACUUUCAAAAGGUUUUGUAAUAACUUCUCUAUAGCUAUAUGGAAAAUAAAAAGUGUGUUUUAAAAAA
Molecule: messenger RNA, 2485 nt
Organism: Xyrichtys novacula (pearly razorfish)
Lineage: Eukaryota; Metazoa; Chordata; Actinopteri; Labriformes; Labridae
Source: the annotation of a GenBank genome assembly